AUGAAGUCGAAGGAUACAGUGAUUUCGGACGAGUCGUCAUUUUCAACGGAAGAUUCAUCCUUGUCGUCCUCCAGUUCACCUAAACCGGUCAUUACGACGACGAAAUCGAACAAACGGAAGACUAUGUUGGUCAUCGACGGUUAUCAUUUUCAACUGAAAGAUUUUAAUUCGAAGAAGACGGUCAAGUUCUGGAGAUGUGCGCAUCGAAAGUGUGGUAUGCUGCUGCAUACAACUCUCGACGAUGGUUUUUUGCAAUAUUCAGGAAGCACGAUUAGUCAUUCUCAUUUACCUGAUCCAGCUCAAUCGGAAAUCCGAAAUCUCAGGGAGAAAAUGCGUGAAAGGGCCGAGAAUGAAGUUCUUCCAUUACAGGAGAUUGCUGAACAAGAAGUGCGAAAAGCUUUGCUCACAGGAGAAGCUCUUGCUGUGAUGCCUCGCGUGAAUGAUAUUGAAUCAGGCCGCCAUUUAACUCGUGCUCGGCGCAAAAUGACCCCUGCUUUACCACAAUCAACGUCGUUUACUAUUCCGGACAUGUAUACAUUAGAUUAUCGAAAUGUUGAACGAUUACUGUUGCAUGAUAGUGAUGAUCCCAAACAUCGAAUUAAUCUAUCCGGAAAUAUUCGAUCUGCAGGCAGGGUGUUAGUUUGGUCAUCGGAUACUCUGCUGAAUCUGCUGUUCAACAGCGCCAAGUUGCACAUGGAUGGUACCUUUAGUUCCGCUCCACCAAUGUUUCAUCAAGUUGUCAUCAUUCAAGCUUUUCUGCACGAAACUUGCAUACCAGUCGUCUAUGCACUUCUCUGUGAUCGGAAAGCAGUGACGUACAUGCAUUUACUCAAUGUUCUAUCGGAUGAAGCGAAGCGGAUGAAUAAAACGUUCAAUCCGUCACUGAUCAUGACCGAUUUCGAACCAGGAAUUGCGAAAGCAAUCUCCAUGGAGUUCACAGAGAAGACUAUCCAGAAAGGGUGCUUCUUCCAUCUUUCUCAAAAUGUGUACAAACACGUUCAGUCCUUAGGUUUAUCAGCGCUUUAUCUGGACGAUCUAAUGAUCCGCAGUACUAUUCGUCAAGUGAUGGCACUUGCUUUAGUACCCGAACAAUAUGUUGCAUCUUUAUUUGCUGAACUUGGUUCCGAACUGCGUGAAGCCGAACAUCCUGCAUUACUCGAUUUCCUAAAAUACUUCACCGAUCAAUGGAUGCACAAUACAUCGAUGUGGAACGUGUUCGGGGUCUCGGACAGAACGAAUAACUACAGUGAAGGAUACAAAAAUCGAUUCAAGAAGCGCUUGCACAAAAGUCACCCUAACAUAUGGCUAUUCAUUGACUCCAUUCGGAAUGAAGUAUGUACUACGCACGACAUCAUUUUCCAGAUCAAUAGCGGUAUGGAGCCUCGUAUUAAACGACCGAAGACUCGACUGGCUGAACGACGAAUAGAAGAGUUGUACCGACGAUUCGAAAUGGAUCAAAUUACAGCGCGCGAGUUAUUACGUGGUCUUUCUCUUUUUGUGGCGCACAAAAAAUAA
Adineta ricciae is the source of this 1515-nucleotide messenger RNA. The record is from the annotation of a GenBank genome assembly. NCBI's taxonomy places the organism in Eukaryota, Metazoa, Rotifera, Eurotatoria, Adinetida, Adinetidae.